Molecule: messenger RNA, 1497 nt
Organism: Gavia stellata (red-throated loon)
Lineage: Eukaryota; Metazoa; Chordata; Aves; Gaviiformes; Gaviidae
Gene: C30H1orf116
Product: chromosome 30 C1orf116 homolog
Exons: 3
Coding region: 1-1497 (498 amino acids)
Source: RefSeq, a predicted model, not a curated record
AUGCCUAGGAAGGAGCUGGGGCUGGGGAUGGCUGGCUGCAACUCUGGCAGCUGCGACAGCAUGGUCAGCACGGCCUCCAACCACUCGCAGCAUAGCGAUAACAGUUAUGACUACUUAUCUGUGGAAGAGAAAGAGUGUUUGAUGUUCUUAGAAGAAACCAUUGGCUCACUGGAUGCAGACAGCAGGGUCCCUACCGAUGAGACUGACUACGUGGAGCCCUCCAAGCUGCCCGGGACGUGCCCAAAGAGAGACUCCGUUCCCUGGGAUUUGGAAAAUGGGGCUCCCCCUCUGAGUGUAGGCCAGCAGCGUGCAGCUGAACAGAAGAAUGGUAAGAGCAUCUCCACCUUCUCAAGCUCGGCUUCAGCACCAGUUCCAAGCCCAGGCUAUUACAGCCUUCCAAGGAGCAUCACUGUAGGAAACGCACAAAGAGCAAAUGGAGCUUCUGACAGCAAAGCCACUGUCCGCACGGUGGAGGACCCAGUGCCAGUAGGUAAAUCUUCACAGGAGGUGGCCGAGGAGGACAGGCUUGACCAAGCCAACACGAGAAGCCACAUAAAGCCCCUAGGGUCUUUGAUUAUCCAACCUCCAGAUCCCUUCCAGGAUGACCUGGUGAGCCAUGAGUGGUCACGUAGCAAUUGCUUAGAUGCCAAGAAGGAAACAGCCAAGGAGACCAAGGCUUGGACUUCAUGGGGCCAGCCAGAGAAAUCCACAUUGGAAGAGGCCCCUCAGGACCCAGAUGCCAAGCGCGGGCCUCCAACUGCCCCCAAACCGCGAAAAUUGCCACCAAAUAUUAUCCUGAAAACCAGCAAAACCAGCCCAGUGCCGCCCACCACGGAACCUGGCCAGAAGGUAAAAGCACCGCUUCUGUCCUCAGCCGGCUCUCAGCCCGGCUCUGCCAGUGACACCGCUGCCGAAAAGGCAAAUUUGGGGCACCUCGACCCCAAGGAGAGGGAGAAAGCCCGGCGGGAGGCAUUGGAAAAGCUUGGACUGCCGCAGGACAGGAGGGAGCCCAGCACCCACUUUCAACCUACCAUGCAUCCCCAACCAAGGGAGAUGGCAUUCCCCGUCCCUGGAGAGCCUGAGGCACGCUGCCGGGCAGCAGAGAAGUCGGUGCCAGGUAUCUGGCAGAUGAACUUCAAAUCCAACACCCUGGAGCGCUCCGGCGUGGGGCUGAGCAGCUACAUGGCCAGCGCCAAGGAGCAGAGCAUCAAGACCAGCAGCUCCCUGGGCAAGAUGUCCUUCAUCGAGCGGCUCGCCCCGAGCUUCCUCAGGAGCAGCCGCCCCCGGCCGGCAUCCCUUGGAGCAGGGAAGGACUUUGCUGGUCUGAAGGAGCCCGGGCAGGUGGAGCAGGAGAAGAGCAGCAAGCGGCGAUCCCACCCGCUGCAGAGCUUCCCCAAGCCACCCCGCUCCUGCGUCAGCGUGAAGAUUUCCCCCAAGGGUGCGACUGAUGAGAACCGGCGAGAGGCACUGAAGAAGCUCGGUCUGCUGAAGGAAUAG